AUAUAUAUACAAAGAAAGGUAAGAAAAAAAUUGAAAAGCGUUCAAUAAAUUUCGAAAUGAUAACACACGAAAGUUAAAGGAUAAAAUGUAGGUUAGGAAAGCGAGCGAAACGUAAGAGAGAAAAAUACAAAGGGAUAUUUUAUAAAAAUGAAAUAAGAUUGAGAUAAAUCGAAUGAAGUGAACAUCGGAGUCGAUUAAAUUUCGAUAAUAAAUCGUUAACGAUGUAUGAAGAGAAGUGAAAGAAAGAAGGAGAAAAAAAAUUGCGUAGAAGUAAAGAGAAAAAAGAAAAUAAAAAAAAAAAAAAGAAAGAAAGAUGUCCGAUAAUAUAUGUAAGAGGUAAAAAGACGAGAGAGAGAGAGAGAGAAAGAGAGAAAGUCGAGUGAGCGAGCGAGCGAGCGAGCAAACAAAAAGGCAAUCGAUUGGACGAUAUCACGUGUGCAACUGUAUAGCACAAUUGGUUUUACAUGGCUGAUCUAUUUGAAAUAUAGAAUUCAUUUCAAUUUCCUAACUUGUUAUAAAUAUAGAAAAGAGAGAUAGAACGGUUAAUCGCGGCGAUGAUAAGCGUGAGAAAGAAAUACGCGUUCUGUUAAGUGCGUGGCUUGCGUAUGACGCGCGACUCGUGACGCGGCUCGUGACGCGUUCUAUCGUACAUAUGUAAGUACAUCGUCGUCUUUGUCGUCGUCGUCGCGUCGUCGUGCACGCGAAAGCAUUGACGGGAUACAGGAGCUCGCGCGUGCGCUUCUACACGCAUACACGCGUGGUGAUAAAAUGCACGGAUAGAAUGUAUAUAUAUAUAUAUAUGUGUGUGUGUGUGUUAUGUAUGUAGAAAUGAGAGACAAGAGACUGAUAAAAGUGAGAUGGACACGCGCACGUAUGUAUAAUAAUAAUAAUAUAGAUUUAAAUGAUAUGAGAGAUAUACUUACAAUGGAUCAACCCUGGACUACUUACAUCACAAUGAAUUCGAAGGGAGAAUGGAACGAUCGAAAGGGAAAAGAAAUCAAUGAAUCAUAUACCUUCACCGAGGAAAUCGAUCUGGAAGCUAGUAGAUUGUUAAAAAUUGUACCUGCAUAUGAUCCUGGUGCAGGUAGUGUUAGUACAGAAUGCAAAAGGGAUGCUGAAAAAUUCCAUCGGGAGCUCAAUAAAUUCACUUUGUGGGCUUUGAAAAUGUAUGAUGCAACGGCUAAGAUACCUUCUGGUCUUUUAAAUGGUAAUGUGAAUCAACUCGGUGAUUUCGAUGAAUGUAUCGAAACCGUGGGAAACGAUGGUAUUCAGGGACAAUAUUGUUUGGCUUAUUUGCAAUUGGACAUUGAUGAAUCUCGACCUGAUUUGAAGCAUCUUCAUCGUCUUCUUCAUUCUCAUUACAUCAUCAGAAGCAACGUAACAGAUCCAGGACAUAGAGUACCACGUUUCAGUACAGUAAAUUGGGCCGUCUGUACACCAGCAUCUUGUUCCUUUCGUGACGUUGAGAUCUCCCUUCGCGAUACCCUAUCCAAAUACACAUCUCAAAGUGGAUUAAAGAUUUCGGUUCGUGUCGAUCGAGAGAUGUGUCAGAUGAAAAAUAAUCAGCCACUUCCAAGAGAAACCAUUUUCGUGAGUAUUUUCUUCGUUUCUGCGGCAGUAUUAACUCUGAUUGCUGCAUAUUACGAUCAUCGUAAAUUGUCGACAAGCGAAAUUCUUUUAUCCUUUUCGCUGAAACGCAAUUUUCAAAAACUUAUCUCAUUGGAAAGAAUUGAAGGGGAUAUAACAAUAGUGCACGGAGUACGAGCAUUUAACGCUUUGAUGUUAUUAUUAGCUCAUAAAAGUAUGGCACUAUUCUACAAUCCUUACACCAAUAGAACGGGCAUGAGCGAGUAUUUAGGUGAGCCAUGGACGGUCGUAGGCAGAGCUGCCAGCCUUUACACCGACCCAUUUAUCAUGCUCUCUGGCCUUCUUACCGCAUAUUCUUUUCUUGGAAGAAUAAAAAAAACUGGCCAUUUGGAUAUUAAAAAUGAAUAUCUCUCGCGAUUUUUGAGACUGGUACCAACUUUAGGGGCAUUGAUAUUAUUUUGUACUUAUAUCUUGCCGUAUCUGGGUUCCGGACCUCAAUGGAAUUUAGUUGUUAUACAACACGCUAAUAUUUGUAAACAAACGUGGUGGAGAAAUUUCUUAUUUAUUCAUAAUUAUUUUGGAUUUGAGAAUAUGUGUUUGACGCAUACGCAUCACGUAGGUAUAGAUACUCAACUUUUUGCACUGUCUCCUCUAUUGGUAUUGCUCUUGUACAAAAAACCAAAGAUCGGUAGUAUCAUACUUUUUACUUUAGCUACAUUCUCGACGAUAUUAAGAUAUUACGUUACAUAUUUUAAACGUCUUAAUAAUUAUGUCUACUUUGGUAUUUCAAUAAAACAAUUGUUUGAUACGGCUAAUAUGUCGUAUAUUUUACCAACUCACAGAUUGACCGUAUAUAUUAUUGGUAUAUUUGUUGGAUACUUGCUACGAUCUUUACCUAAAGAAUAUAAAAUGAAAAAAACUACCUAUUACAUAGGCUGGAUUUUAUGUACGGUAAUGUUCUUUGGCUCCAUUUUUGGUCCAGCAAAAAUGGGAACUAUUGAUUAUAUUUAUAAUCCAAUGCAUGCAGCCGCAUAUAAUGCUUUUGCUCCUAUCGGAUGGUGCGCACUUUUCGCUUGGAUAAUAGUGGUACAUCAAACAGGAAAUACAAAUGGAUGGUUAAGUAGAAUUUUAGCUUGGAGAGGAUUUUUAAUUACCACGAGACUCGGUUAUGCGAUUUAUUUAACGCAAUUCCCUGUAUUUUUCUACAAUGUCGGACAGACUCGUAGUGCCGAGUAUUAUGACUUCUUAAAAUUGGUGUUUAAUAUCGUAGAAAUGGUAUGGAUCCUCAUCGCAUCCGUUAUUCUUACUCUACUCUUUGAUACGCCCUUUCAAAAUAUCAAGAAUCAUUUACUGAAAAAACAAACGCUACGAGAACAAAUAUCAAAGCCAUUGAAAUUGGAAUAAUGUAGAUAUACCAAAUGUAUUUUAUUUUCCUACCAAAAUUAUAUUUAAUUAUUGUAAAUAGUCCCGACGAAUUGUGUAUAUAUAUAUAUAUAUAUAUAUAUAUAUAUAUAUAUAUAUAUAUAUAUAUAUAUAUAUAUAUAUAUAUAUGUAUAUGUAUAUAUGUACAUACAUAUACAUACAUAUAUUAUAUUUUCUGGUUAUAGAAAUUAAGUAUAAAUUUUGUUACUUGCCAUCAUAUACAAUGUAUAUGCCAGUCAAGAAAAAGUAUUUGUAUCAUACAUAUAUGUUAUAAUAUGUAAUGCUAUAUAAAUAAUGUUAUUAUACUA
Messenger RNA from Vespa crabro (European hornet), 3317 nucleotides. Its product is annotated as nose resistant to fluoxetine protein 6-like. The coding region runs from base 817 to 2991 and encodes 724 amino acids. The record is from RefSeq and is a predicted model, not a curated record. The transcript has 13 exons. Gene Ontology annotation, molecular function: acyltransferase activity, transferring groups other than amino-acyl groups. NCBI's taxonomy places the organism in Eukaryota, Metazoa, Arthropoda, Insecta, Hymenoptera, Vespidae.